UGUCAAGCUUGCUGGACAUUUGUGGUUGACCAAUAUAGCAUGUAUGAGAAUAUGAUUUAUGAAGCAAUGAUGACCUCAUAAAAUAAUAAAAAUAGGGGCUAGACGACGUGAGAGUGGUGAGGAAUGAAGGGAUGGGUAGAUUUGCAAAAUGAAUGCUGUACAAAGUUUAGGUUGUGGUUCAGACAAGGGCACGCAAAUGCAAAUCUCUGGUUAGGGACAAACCAGAGUGGUUAGAAUGAGGGGUAGGUGGAUUUGACCCUUGGACCUCUGGUUGGUAAAAUAAAGGGCGAGGGCGAGGGCGAGGGCGAAGGCGAAGGCGGUCCCAACUAAUAAAUUAAAACCACGCAAUUAUUUCACAGCUCCUCUAAAGAUUGCGGGAGCCGGGGGUAUUGUAUUGUAAGUCCGCAAGGUACGGAAGAAUCGAGGAUCUGGUGGUCUUCGGUUCGAAUCCCGAACAAGGAAGACAAAAAGGGGAACUGUGACUUGACUUGCUUGCCCGGUGUUUUUGAUCUUUUGAUUUGUGGAAAUGCAAUCAAAUUCGAAUACGCUGGAGGGCGGGUCGCAGGGGAAGAGCCUGCUGGAGAUUUCUCGGCUGGACCAUAUUUUGGCUUUGCUGUUGAAUGGCAAGGGAGGAGAUCUGGGAGCUAUGUCGGGCUCGGCUUUGGUUCUGAAGGAGAAUUCGCAGAUUUUGAUGAUUUUGACCACGGCUGUGGCUGUAUUGGUUGCCUGUGUCUUUUUCUUUGUGUGGAAGAGGGGAGGAUCCAGUGCGCAGAAACAGCCGGUCAAGCCGACGCCGCUUGUGAAGGAGGAAGAGGAGGAUGAAGAGGAGGAUUCUGGAAAGAAGAAAGUUACGGUUUUCUUCGGGACACAGACUGGGACGGCAGAGGGAUUUGCCAAGGCUCUAGCAGAAGAAGCCAAAGCAAGAUAUGACAAGGCUGUAUUUAAAGUGGUAGACCUGGACAAUUAUGCAACAGAUGAUGAUGAGUAUGAAGAGAAAUUGAAAAAGGAAAAACUAGCAUUUUUCAUGCUAGCAACGUAUGGAGAUGGGGAGCCUACUGACAAUGCUGCAAGGUUUUACAAGUGGUUUCUUGAGGGUAAGGAGAGAGGGCUAUGGCUUUCAGAUCUUACUUAUGGGGUGUUUGGAUUAGGCAAUCGACAAUAUGAACAUUUUAACAAGGUGGCAAAGGCAGUAGAUGAAGCAUUAACUGAACAAGGUGCAAAGCAACUUGUUCCAGUGGGCCUUGGUGAUGAUGAUCAAUGCAUUGAGGACGACUUUACUGCUUGGCGAGAGCAGGUGUGGCCUGAAUUGGAUCAUUUACUGCGUGAUGAAGAUGAUGAGCCCACAAGUGCUGCACCUUAUAAAGCAGCCAUACCUGAGUAUCGGGUAGAAUUUUGUGAUUCUACAGUAUCAGUUUAUGAGGAAACUUAUUCACCCAAGCCGAAUGGUGAAGCAGUUUAUGAUAUCCAUCGUCCCUGCAGAGCAAAUGUGGCUUUGAGAAGAGAGCUUCAUACACCUCUGUCUGACCGAUCAUGCAUCCAUUUGGAAUUCGAUAUAUCAGGAACUGGCCUUGCAUAUGAGACAGGAGAUCAUGCAGGUGUCUAUACAGAAAACAGCAGUGAGGUUGUGGAGGAAGCAGCAAGGUUAUUAGGUUAUCCAUUGGAUACUAUAUUCUCAGUCCACGCUGACAAAGAAGAUGGUACCCCACUUGGAGGGUCUUCUUUGCCACCACCUUUCCCUGGGCCAUGCUCUCUACAAACCGCUCUCUCUCGUUAUGCAGAUUUGCUGAAUCCUCCCCGGAAGGCGGCUUUGCUUGCCUUGGCAGCUCAUGCAUCUGAUCCAGCAGAGGCAGACCGCCUGCAGUUCCUGUCAUCUCCUACUGGAAAGGAUGAAUACUCCCAGUGGGUUACUGCAAGUCAGAGAAGUCUCUUGGAAAUAAUGGCUGAGUUUCCAUCAGCCAAGCCACCUCUUGGUGUUUUCUUUGCAGCAAUAGCCCCUCGUCUACAACCCCGUUAUUAUUCUAUUUCUUCCUCUCCGAGGUUUGCAUCCUCUAGGAUACAUGUUACAUGUGCUCUGGUUUGUGGGCCCACUCCAACUGGUAGAAUUCAUAAAGGUGUUUGUUCUAACUGGAUGAAGAAUUCAAUAUCUGCUGAAGAAAAUAACGACUGUAGCUGGGCACCAGUCUUUGUCAGGCAGUCAAAUUUCAAAUUGCCUGCAGAUCCUUCUACUCCUAUUGUUAUGGUGGGCCCUGGAACUGGUUUGGCUCCUUUUAGAGGCUUUUUGCAGGAAAGAGCUGCACUCCAAGAAUCCGGCAGGAAGCUUGGUCCAGCUGUUCUCUUUUUCGGGUGCAGGAAUCGCCAAAUGGACUACAUUUAUGAAGAAGAACUGAAUAGUUAUGUGGAGAAAGGAGUAGUGACUGACCUUAUUGUUGCUUUCUCUCGCCAAGGACCAGCUAAGGAGUAUGUCCAGCACAAGAUGUCAGAAAAGGCAUCCGAUAUUUGGAGCCUCAUUUCUCAAGGUGGCUAUCUCUAUGUAUGCGGUGAUGCAAAGGGUAUGGCAAGGGAUGUACACAGGACACUACACACCAUUGUCCAAGAGCAGGAAUCUGUGGAUAGCACCAAAGCAGAGGCUAUAGUGAAGAAAUUACAGACUGAUGGAAGAUAUUUGCGAGAUGUAUGGUAAUAUUUGUGCAUUGUGUUAUAUGUCAAUUUCAAUCUCUCAUCAAGCAAUUGGUAAGAAGAUUGAGGGGAAGGUAGUAAAGCUGAGGACAUAAUUGGUAAAGGAAAACUCUAGGCAUUCUGAUGCAUAGUUUGAAGUUUGAUAUACCACAGAAGUGUGGGAUUCUUUGCACCUCCACAUACUUCAUUUUGAGGUUUACUUGUCUUUAUUACCAUUCAAAUUUCCUAGCCAUCGUUGUAAUAAUAGUACUGGCACAGAAUUGUAUUUAUGUUCGGUGUUGUUCAAGACUGUGGUAGAGCAAAAGUAAGCAUUAUGGCCCUGAGUUAAGUAACACAUCUUAAAAACACAUUUUUUAAUAUACUCUAGUAUUAUACGUCUCAUGCCUUGUUGCAUCUACUAAUAUAAUUGUAUAGAAGGGCACGCCUUUCCUUCUAAUAUUUGUAUUAAGAAACUAUACCGGACUAAAGCUUGCAGCAUCUCAUCAUGCAGUGGACGAGUUUUACAUGUUAUAGAGGAUUUUAUGUUCUGGAUGA
Messenger RNA from Cryptomeria japonica (Japanese cedar), 3210 nucleotides. RefSeq names its product NADPH--cytochrome P450 reductase. The transcript has 18 exons. The coding region runs from base 527 to 2680 and encodes 717 amino acids. The record is from RefSeq and is a predicted model, not a curated record. Gene Ontology annotation, molecular function: FMN binding; NADPH-hemoprotein reductase activity; flavin adenine dinucleotide binding. Gene Ontology annotation, cellular component: cytosol. NCBI's taxonomy places the organism in Eukaryota, Viridiplantae, Streptophyta, Pinopsida, Cupressales, Cupressaceae.